AUGGAUCCUCAGGAGCUGUGUGUUCAUAAACCUGAAAUCAAAUUCUACCCUUCUCAAUUUAUCUUCAUAAAGGUACAGUCUGAAAUCAGUGAAAUACUGAACAAAAGUAUUAUUGAAGUAGAAAACCCACAAUUUGGCUCAGAAAAAAAUCUAGUAUUCAACACACACAUUGAAAAGCCUAUAGAGAAUCAAGAAGAAAUCCUUGCUGUGGAGAAAAUUCAUCAUUUUGAGGAUUCCAGCACUCUUGAUUCAGUGGAGGAAAAAUUCAAUAGCAAUAGUGUCAACAGUCUCUCUCAAGGUGUAAAUAUUCCACCCCAGAUACAUUUCAAUGACAUAUUAACUCUCAGAACUUCAACAGAUAAUUCGGCUUCAAACAUAAUUAUGCAUCCUUCAGGAAAUUCUGACAUGAAGAAUUAUAACAUUUAUGGUUUUCUAGCUAAUGAACCUCAAAAUGUCAUGCCUCAAGCUCAUACAGUAAUUCUGAAUAAAUCCAAAAUUACUGUGCCUUUUCCCAAGCCCGGAUUUUGUGAAAAUUUAGACGAUAUUUGCUAUUCUAUCAAACAAAUGAAGGAAGAGCUUCAAAAGUCACACGACAGGGAACUGGCACUUACAAGUGAACUUCAAACUUUAAAAAUGGAUACAAAUGUUCAAAGUAAUACUAGCUAUGACCUGUCCCCACUUCACAAGGAAAAAAUUAACUUUAUUAAGGACGAAAAUUUAGAAAGUAACUUCAAUGAAGAUAUAAAAUCAAAGAGAAUUUUAGAAUUAGAGGCAUUAAUAAACAAAUUACUCCCAUUCAGGGAAUCAGUGUCAAAAUUCCAUUUGAAUUUUUGUAGGAAAUGUAAAAAAUUGUCUCGGAGUGAAACACACAGGGGAAAGAAGGAAGAGAAAAACAACAAAGAAAUUCCUAUCACCGAUAAGAAUACUGCAGAUUUAAAAUUCCAUGCCAGACUUCCGAAGCAUCCAUCACCAUUCUUUGACUCAACAAAAUAUGAAACGAAAGACCAAGAAAAGCAACCAUUUGUAGUAAAACGAGGAUCGAUAUUAUUUGAAAACGAGAAAACAUCCAAAGUCAAUUCUAUGACUGAGCAGUGUGUGGCAAAAAUUCAGUACUUACAGAAUUACCUAAAAGAAUCUAUGCAGAUACAGAAAAGAGUAGCGGAACUGGAGAAUGAAAAUCUCACCCUUAAGACCAAAAUAAAACCUCUUGUCUUUACCACACAAUCUCUGAUACAGAAAAUUGAAAUAUAUGAAAAGCAACUUAAGAAUCUGGCUGAAGAAAAGAACACUAUUCAGUCCAAAUUAAUUAAAGCAGAAGAAGAUGGCAAAGAAUGCCUAAAAGAAUUGAAAAAAAUAAUUAGUAAGUAUAAUGGUCUCCAAGAACAAAAUAAAACUCUCGAGGAGAAAAACAGUCAACUUUCUUUGGAGAAGCAACAAACGAUAGAAGCCCUGGAUCAACUAAAAAGCAAAGAACACAAAACUCAGAGUGACAUGGCCAUCACCAGUGAUGAAAACAGUCGACUGAGUUCAGAAAUGGAAUCGAUGAAAACAAAUAUUCGGUUGGCACAAGACGAAAAAGAAGUGUUAGAGAGAAAAACAUACCAGCUUCUAAGGGAAAAAAGCUCACUUGAAAACGAACUAAAAGAAAACCAGGUAGAGAUAAUGCAGCUGAAAGAAAGAGAGAGGUUGGCAAAAAGUGAACAUGAGACACUUCUUCAAAUAAUAGAAACAGUUAACAAUGAAAAACUUAACCUUCAAACAACAUUACAAGAAUCCACUGCUGCCAGGCAAAUGAUGGAAAGAGAAAUUGAGAACAUUCGCACAUACCAAUCUACUGCAGAAGAGAAUCUUCUGAACGAAAUAAAAAAUGCAAAAUCAGAAGCAAGUAUUUAUAAGAAUAGUUUAUCAGAAAUGGGGAAUGAGUGUGAAAUACUAUCAAAAAUGGUAUUGGAAAUUAAAACAGAUAAUCAGAUUCUAAAAGAACAACUUAAAAAACAUAGUCAAGAAAAUAUAAAAUUUGAAAACAGCAUCAGUAGGCUUGCAGAAGACAAACUACUUUUAGAGAACUAUGUAAGAAGUAUAGAGAAUGAAAGAGACACCUUGGAAUUUGAGAUGCGGAAUCUUCAAAAAGAAUACUUAAGUCUAUCCGAAAAAAUCUGUGGCCAGCAUGGUGACCUAUCAAAAAUGGGUUACAUUUCAAGGAGAGAGAAAUUCCAUUUUGACAACUAUGAUACUUAUGAAGACACCUCUAGUCCCAGGAGGACUUUAGCUCCUGAUUUGAAAGGUAUGUAUAUUGUGGUGGAUUAGCACAAAGUAUUUAAGAUUCCUUUAGCCUACUGGGCACUAGUCAGAGGACACUCAUAAGGAGGAAACUUUUAAGAGGAAUACAAUUUAGUUUUGUAAGAUUCUUAUCCGAUUUAUUAUACAGUGGAAUUAUUUUGAGAUUUGCCCUUUUUUAUAAAAUUCAUGGUUUUAUUUAUACUACUACUACACAUUGUAUGUGCAUAAAGCAACUUUGGGAGGGAGUGGGGGUUUUUUUAAUUACUGUUUUUCUGAAGUAUACUCAGCACUCCCACCUUAAAACAAAUUCUUCUUUCUUCCCAGGAAUUCCAAGUAAACGGUAUCAAUUGCUUCCAUCCAAGAGAUGUAAAUAAAUUUCUAAAAUCAAUGUUUCAAAAUCCUUCGUCCAAGAACUUUUUUCCUACAAAAUAAUUUUAAGUUUGCUUUUACAUAUGAUUAGAAUUACUCUAAUUUAUCAGAGUAGAAUAGUUUUUUAAAUUAGAAAUUGGAUUUAGGCAUAUAUAUUUAUCUUAUUGUCAAGAACUGUGAACAGUAUGAGACUUCACCCAGCUUGGAGGCUAUUAUGUUAGCCUCACAGUUACCUGAGUUCUGGUGGAAGACAUGAGACACCUGGGUCAGAGAUAAAGGACAGUAUGUUACAGCAACAGCAGUGGCCAGAAUAUUAGCUUUUUUUGCAUUGGUUCUCCAAGCCCCAAUUCC
Molecule: messenger RNA, 3000 nt
Organism: Miniopterus natalensis
Lineage: Eukaryota; Metazoa; Chordata; Mammalia; Chiroptera; Miniopteridae
Source: RefSeq, a predicted model, not a curated record